GGUUUGGCCUGCACUUGUGUUGCUUCUCUUCCCUUCCACUGUGGCUGCCGAAGAGUCAUCACUCCUGGAAGGCUGGCACGAUGUCUGGGUCUUCCGUUUCCUCGUCAACAUGCUGGGAUACUCCACCAUCAUCAUCCCUGGCUACCUCCUCAUUAGCUACUUCAAGCGCACCAAUUACUUAGAAACAGGUAGUGGGAUUUGCUUCCCUAUCAUAAAGACCUGUGUGUUUGGCAGUGAGGCCAAAACAGGCCUGUUGGAUGACGUGUCAGUUGCACCCAGGAACGAGGGUGAAUCGGGCUCGUCAGUCAGACAGAUUAUCAAAUUAAUCUUUUGUGCUGCUGGACUUCAGGUAUCGUACCUGACAUGGGGAGUCCUGCAGGAGAGGGUGAUGACGCGUUCGUACGGAGCGACAACUCCAGAAGACGAGGGCGAGAAAUUCAAGGACUCUCAGUUCUUGGUCUUCAUGAACCGUAUCCUGGCUCUGACCGUGUCAGGCCUGUGGUGCAUGCUGUUCAAGCAACCUCGCCACGGAGCACCCAUGUACAAGUACUCCUUCGCCUCGCUCUCCAACAUCCUGAGCAGCUGGUGCCAGUACGAGGCCCUCAAGUACAUCAGCUUUCCCACUCAAGUCCUGGCCAAGGCCUCCAAAGUCAUUCCUGUCAUGCUCAUGGGUAAAAUCGUCUCCCACAAGAGCUACGAAUACUGGGAGUACUUCACCGCAGUGCUUAUCUCAGUGGGUGUCAGCAUGUUCCUGCUGUCCAGCACUCCCAGCAAGCACCCGUCUACCGUCACCACCUUCAGCGGGAUCGUCAUCCUCAUCGGCUACAUCGUCUUCGACAGCUUCACCUCCAACUGGCAGGACAACCUGUUCAAGUACAAGAUGUCGUCAGUGCAGAUGAUGUUCGGGGUUAACCUGUUCUCCUGCCUCUUCACAGUCGGCUCGCUGCUGGAGCAGGGUGCCUUCUUCGACUCUCUGGCCUUCAUGACACGCCACUCCGAGUUUGCCUUUCAUGCCGUGUUGCUGUCCGUGUGCUCGGCAUGCGGCCAGCUCUUCAUCUUCUACACCAUCAGCCAGUUCGGUGCUGCGGUCUUCACCAUCAUCAUGACCCUGCGGCAGGCCAUUGCCAUUCUCCUCUCCUGUUUCCUCUACGGUCACGCCGUCACCAUAGUAGGUGGCUUUGGUGUCGCUGUAGUUUUCUUGGCACUUUUCCUACGGGUGUAUGCACGCAGCCGCAUGAAGUCAGGCCGGCGGCCAGCGCAGCCAAUCGGACAAAAGGUGUAACACUCAGAAGUCGCACCAACCUGGGAACUGAGACCACGUUUUCUGUGGUGCUUUUUGUCUAUUUGUGUAACUGUUUGUUUUGUUUGUUUUCAUUUUUACGGUUGCUUUCCAUUUGUUUUUUAUUUUGUCAGCAAUGGUACAGAAAGGGAUUCUGCAGUUUUGACUCUUACACCAAGAUGCCCCUAAGGGGUCCAUGUGAUUUGUCAGGUGAGCAGUCACAGAAGUUUUGAGUGCCUGUAAGAUUGUCUAAUACACGAGUCCCAAACCAUAAACCGUGCAAACUGCCUCCUCACCUCAUUCACAGUUUAGCAGUAGAAUAUUGUUUUCCUAAACCGUGGCUUGUGCAGCCAAUGAACGGUUACUGUGACCAUGAAAAAUGUAUGUGAGCUGUAUGGCUAAGCAUUAAUUUACGAGCAUUAAUGACAUUGCCCCUUACUUAACCUAACCCAAAUAUUUGAACAAGACUGUCAGCUUCUGUAAAGACUUUCUGUCGGUUGAGGUAUCUUUCAGUCACAAUAGCCAGAUGCUUAUCUCACAGUCCUCCAUGUUGGAGAGCAGGGGCCUUUUUCUGUGUCUUAAUGUGGGAUUUUAUCUUGUAAAGCUGUAACCAUAGCCUGAACACAUGGUGAAUAUGUUACUGUUAUUAUUGUUAACAUGUUUCAGAGGCUACGGUCUGUAAUGGAGGGUGGUAAAACUAUGGUUUGAAUAAUAAAGAGCGCAUUACUUACAAAUUGUACAAUUUACAGCCACUGAAGCAGAUGCUGAUGUUGGUAUUUUUUGCACCGCAUUAUUUUAAAUAUUUGUUUUAGCUGUCUCCACACAGAUUUUACUUAAUAUUUUAAAAUUGGUCUAAAAACCUUGUAAAUAUAUCAAUUAUAUCAUUGUUUUUUUUUUUCCAACCAACGUGUCUGUUGUGUACUUUUGUAAAAGGACUGCUUCAUGUAUUUUACUGGUACAUGUGAAUGUUUGAAAGAAUACUGAAUGGAUGAUGAUGGUCAUUGCCAUCAUAAGGAUGUGAAAAUACUGUUGCAGAACAGAAUGCAUACAAGGGAAAUGCAGUGUUACUGGUACCUUGUUUUUAUCAUUCUACUAUUUCUUCUGGUUACUGGAUUAAUAAUAAAACAUAUUAAAUUAACUUAAAA
Messenger RNA from Morone saxatilis (striped sea-bass), 2424 nucleotides. It is a transcript of the gene slc35b2, whose product is annotated as solute carrier family 35 member B2. Gene Ontology annotation, cellular component: Golgi membrane; endoplasmic reticulum membrane. NCBI's taxonomy places the organism in Eukaryota, Metazoa, Chordata, Actinopteri, Moronidae. The record is from RefSeq and is a predicted model, not a curated record. Gene Ontology annotation, molecular function: 3'-phosphoadenosine 5'-phosphosulfate transmembrane transporter activity. Gene Ontology annotation, biological process: transmembrane transport.